AUGGAUCCUAAGAAUAGCCCAGAUAUCUUGGACUCGAAAAAGAUUCUCAUCUCUGGGGGCACCGGAUUUGUUGGGUCUGCAACGGUGCGCGCCCUCGCAGAAAAGCAUCCCUGUUGCGCCAUCACCGUCAUCGACCGCAGUCCCCCACGCCCCCAACAUGCACUACCAGAGGGCAUUGCAUGCAUGCAAGUUGAUGUGACCUCGGCUUCCGAGGUUAGCAAGGCAUUCGAGAAGGUUCAGCCGGAUAUAGUAAUCCACACGGCUGGUAUUAUCCCAGCGCUGGCUGACCGGUUCGAUCGGAGGUUGGAGACGGAGGUGUGGAAGACCAACGUCGUUGGAACCCAGAAUAUGCUGGAUUCAGCCACAGAAAAUGGGGCCGAUGCAUUCAUCUAUACCAGCACCUGCUGCGUGGUGACGGACGAUAUGCGAUCAUCCUAUGCCAACAUUGACGAGCGGUGGCCCACAUCGCCAAAUUCCCUGAUUUACGGCGAAUCUAAGGCUACGGCAGAGGCUCUUGUUCUCCAGGCAUCCAGCGACAGAAUGGCCACUUGUGCCUUACGCCCCUCUGUGCUCUGCGGACCAGGUGACUGCCAGUUGGUGCCAGCAAUUCAUGCAUGCAUUGCCAAGUCCGAGACCCCGUUUAUUAUUGGCACUGGACAGAACUUGUGGGAUGUCACCCAUGUGAGCAACGUCGCCGAUUCGCACGUCCUAGCUGUGGAGAACUUGAUGACCUCUCGUACAGCGGCUGGUGAGGCGUUCUUUAUCCAAAAUAAUGAACCCAUCACUUUUCGGGAUUUUUGUCUGGCAGUAUGGGCGCAAUUCGGGCAUGUGCCGCCUUUCGAGAUUCGAAUCCCGGAAGGAUUAGCGUGGUUUGCAGGAUUGGUCUGUGAAAUCGCCACCUGGGUGACUGGGACCACCACCACUUUGAGUCGAGGAAGUGUACGGGAUGCAUGUGCCGUGCGGUAUGCUAGCGGAGAUAAGGCUAGAGAUAUCCUGGGGUACGAGGCUCGCAUUGGCAUUGAGGAUUCUAUUCGUUUAAGCUGUGAGGAUUAUGCUCGUCGUAUCGGAGUAGAAAUCCCCAUCUCAAGCCAAUCAGGGAACCCAGAUACCAAUCAUGUCAUUGACAGUUAA
Molecule: messenger RNA, 1131 nt
Organism: Penicillium odoratum
Lineage: Eukaryota; Fungi; Ascomycota; Eurotiomycetes; Eurotiales; Aspergillaceae
Exons: 3
Coding region: 1-1131 (376 amino acids)
Biological process (GO): steroid biosynthetic process
Molecular function (GO): 3-beta-hydroxy-Delta5-steroid dehydrogenase (NAD+) activity
Source: RefSeq, a predicted model, not a curated record